AUGGAUUCAUUGAAUUUACCAAUCAACCCAACCAACCCUCGACAAGCGAAGGAACUCACCCGUCCAGACUCAAUUUUAUUGCCUAAGAACUUGAAGGAUCAAGUCAAGGAGGAAAGCAAUUUCGCAAGCUUCAAGGAAUCAACUGGCGAUGAUGGUGAAUACAAGGAGAUUGAUGUGAAGAAUGACAUUGACGAACCCACACAAGGAGACGAUGAUGGUGGAAUAUCUGGUAUCGUGCCAACGUUACAGAAUAUUGUUGCCACAGUUAACUUGGAUUGUCGAUUGGAUUUGAAAACAAUUGCAUUGCAUGCCCGUAAUGCCGAAUAUAAUCCCAAGCGUUUUGCUGCUGUGAUUAUGAGAAUCAGAGAUCCUAAGACAACAGCAUUAAUUUUUGCCAGUGGUAAGAUGGUUGUCACUGGUGCCAAGCUGGAAGACGAUUCCAAAUUGGCUUCAAGAAAGUAUGCUCGUAUUAUUCAAAAAUUGGGUUUCAAUGCCAAGUUCACAGAUUUUAAGAUUCAGAACAUUGUUGGUUCAUGUGAUGUCAAAUUUCCUAUCCGUUUAGAAGGUUUAGCAUUUAGCCAUGGUAAUUUCUCUUCGUAUGAACCUGAAUUGUUCCCUGGUUUGAUUUAUAGAAUGGUGAAACCAAAGAUUGUGUUAUUGAUUUUUGUUUCCGGAAAGAUUGUGUUAACUGGUGCCAAACAACGUGAAGAGAUUUAUGCAGCGUUUGAAGCCAUUUACCCUGUGUUGAGUGAAUUCCGUAAAUCUUAA
Lizanozyma spartinae is the source of this 768-nucleotide messenger RNA. RefSeq names its product TATA-binding protein (gene TBP1). Gene Ontology annotation, biological process: DNA-templated transcription initiation. Gene Ontology annotation, molecular function: DNA binding; RNA polymerase II general transcription initiation factor activity. The coding region runs from base 1 to 768 and encodes 255 amino acids. The transcript has a single exon. NCBI's taxonomy places the organism in Eukaryota, Fungi, Ascomycota, Pichiomycetes, Serinales, Debaryomycetaceae. The record is from RefSeq and is a predicted model, not a curated record.